AGUUCCGGCAAGAACGUCAACUCUAAAUUUGUACGAAAUAAAAUUUGCUGACUAAAAUCUUCUAGCGCUCUAAACGACCCAAUAAAAUUGUUUUAAUAUUAUUUAUAUUAAGUAGUUUUGUUUUAAUUCAACAUGCCACGUGGUAAAUACACCAAUCAUAAGGGCCGCAACCGCAAGUUCACCAGCCCCGAGGAAUUGGAAGAACAACGAAAGCAGGAGGAGUUGAAACAAAAAUGGAGAAAGGAGCAUGGAGGAGACGAGAGCUCCAGCGAGGAGGAAUCGGCAGAUAACAAAUCUGGCUCGGGCAGCAGUGACGAAAGUGACUCAGAUGAAGAUCAUCCUACAAAAGCAAAGGGAGUCUCUGGAUUAAUUGAAGUAGAAAAUCCCAACAGAGUGGUAAAGAAGAACAAGAAAUUGUCCAACUUGAACACCUCACUAGGAGAAGGAGAGAAACCUCAGUUAUCUAGACGCGAGCGCGAAGAGAUCGAGCGGCAGCGCGCCGCGGCGGCGUACCAGAAGGCGCACGCUGAGGGCAAGACGGAGCAGGCGCGCGCCGACCUCGCGCGCCUCGCCAUCAUCCGCCAGCAGCGCGAGGAGGCCGCCAAGAAGCGCGAGGCCGAGAAGAAGGCCAAGGACGAGGGGCCCAAGAAGAGGUAGACAAGCAAACUCCAAGUAGGUCGCAUAACUAACAACUUUUGCAAUUAUACAUGCUCAUAAUAUCAAACUCGGUACCUUUCAAUCUCGGUUUCCUGCAGUCCUACAAAGAUUGCAUGAAUUGUAUUUUGAAGACAACAUAAGGCAUGCAUUGUUAUUGAAAAUUGCUGUAUUUUGUCUUUGUAAGUGCGAUGUACGCGAUUAUGCCCCUUUAAUAUGGAAAAUGGCAAAAUAUCCCAUGAGCAAUCAGCUAAAGGAGUCAACACACUUAUCAAUUCGACUCAGGCCACUCGAGACGUAGUUAGAACAUGCUUUCUAAGUGGGCACGGGCUUUUUCUAUUAGAAAAAGUGCUUGUGGGCAGUGUGAAGUCAGAAAUGAUCAAUUAAUGGAUAACUCUUUCUCUCCAUGGCCAAGUGUCUUAUAGCUGAGUCCUUCCUUACUUAUUAAAAAAAUGAUCAUUGUAAUAUUGUAUUGUAGCAGUUGCAGCUGAUGGUGAGCUGAUUCUAGUCGAUAAGUGUGCAGGCUCCCUAAUGUUACGUAAGGAAUUGUCUAAUGAUACUUAUCAUGCAUAAUAUACAUUAUAUUUAUUGACCCUGUUUGAUUCUGGGAGACUGUCGUAACUAUAGUUCCAUUUUAUAUGUAUAAAAUUAAAUUUUCCAUUGUACUUCCAUUUGAAUUUUCAACAAUAUAACAGGAAUAAAAGCAAUAAUUUAGAUUUAUAUAAACCACUAUUUCAUUAUUUGUUAUGCUUCAAAUUUCCCCUUUUGGUGUAGAAGCAAAAGAAAACUUUUAAAAAUCUUCUAAAUUCAUGGACAAAAGUCCUUUUGCACAUGGCCUUUUUGCUAUUUAUAUAUAAAAUAAUCAACUGUGUAACAUGCACUGCCACUCUCAAUCGAGCGACCAAUAGUAUAUAAGGUUUUGCAAACUGCUGAUUACCUCAUGGUCUCAAGAUUCCGUGAAGUAUAUGUUCGCAAUAUAAUUUAUGAUAUGUUUAUCCACCAAAUGGGAGUGUAUUAAGUUUUGUACGUCAAUUGUAUUGUAAAAUUGUGUUGUGUCAAGUCUAACAAUGUUUCAGCGAUUUUGGACUAGUUAUCUGAAAAUGGUGAGAUUUUGUUACUAAGAGUGCACAAGCCAUAUUGGUAUAUUUUAUUUCCUCGUACUAUGUGCAUUGUGAAAUCAUACGCUUGUAACAUUUAUUGUUCGUGUGUUUAUAAUCUGCACGAUUAGUCCAGACUUGCGUGUUUGAAAUAGGGAAGUUUAAAAAAAUAUAUGACAUUAUAUGUUGCAACAAAAAAUGCAAAAAAAAACCAACUUUUAUAAAAUAUUUGCACUUAUCUUUUUGGAAUCUGGAACAUAAACUGUUUUGGUAAGAACUGAUUUCAUGCCAUUCAUUAAUGAAUUUUGCAGUUUUUAAAUAUCAAUUAUGUACCUAUAGUUACAUUUUAUUGUUGAUUCUAACAUUCAUAUAGUUUGUGUACUCUUUCAUAUAAUUAUUGUAAAAUUAAGGUGUUACGAUAUUUAAUAGAUAUUGUGUACAUUGAGGGUACGUUAUAUUUAUCUAUAUUUACAAAUCCACCAGAUAGCAACUAUGUAUGAAAUGGCUUAGGUCUAAUUUAUUAGAUAGUCUUACUAGACAAUUUUAUAUGCGAAUGUGUAUAUCUAUACAAUAAAUUGAAAAUUAUGAAA
This is a messenger RNA of Leguminivora glycinivorella, 2341 nucleotides long. Its product is annotated as 28 kDa heat- and acid-stable phosphoprotein. The record is from RefSeq and is a predicted model, not a curated record. Gene Ontology annotation, molecular function: RNA binding. The transcript has 6 exons. Gene Ontology annotation, cellular component: cytosol. Lineage: Eukaryota; Metazoa; Arthropoda; Insecta; Lepidoptera; Tortricidae. Bases 133 to 657 code for a protein of 174 amino acids.